AUGUACAAAUCUUAUCUCUGGAGAUCCAGCCAGGGCUCUGAGCUGGUGGUCCAUGAGCAGCUUCAGGAUGGGGAGAAGCCCUACAAGUGCUUGGAGUGUGGGAAGAGCUUCAGCCAGAGCACCAAACUGAUCUGCCACCAGAUGAUCCACACUGGGGAAUGGCCCUACGAGUGUGGGGAAUGUGGGAAGGGCUUCAGCUUCAGCUCUGAACUAAUCGUCCACCGGCGCAUCCACACUGGGGAGAGGCCCUACGAGUGUCCUGAGUGUGGGAAGAGGUUUCGGAUCAGCUCCCAUCUCCUCGUGCACCAGCGGAUUCACACGGAUGAGAGGCCCUUCCGCUGCCCUGACUGUGGAGAGGGCUUCAAGUACAACUCCACCCUCAUCACCCACCGGCGCAUCCACACUGGGGAGAGGCCCUACGAGUGUGGGGAAUGUGGGAAGAGCUUCACCUGGAGCUCCAGCCUGAUCUUCCACCAGAGGACUCACACUGGGCAACGGCCCUAUGAAUGUGGGGAAUGUGGGAUGACCUUCAACCAGAGAUCAAAACUGACCAUCCACCAGAUGAUUCACACUGGGGAGAGGCCCUAUGAGUGUCCCAAGUGUGGAAAGAGGUUUCAGACCAGCUCCCAUCUCCUCCAGCACCAGCGGUUUCACACGGAUGAGAGGCCCUUCCGCUGCCCUGACUGCAGGAAGGGCUUCAAGCAAAACUCCAACCUCAUCAGGCACCGGCGCAUCCACACUGGGGAGAGGCCCUACGAGUGUCCCCAGUGUGGGAAGAGCUUCACCCAGAGCUCUACCUUGACCCGACACCAACGGAGGCACCGGUAAGGGAAGCCCUGCGAGUGCCCCAAGUGCAGGAAGAGCUUUGUGCACUGCUCCAGCUCCAUCCCCCAUCAGAGGACCCACGCGGUCCUGCGCGGAGCCCUGAUGACCCACGUUCCCAGUGAUCUGCAUUGGGAACACACUGAGCU
Poecile atricapillus (Black-capped chickadee) is the source of this 971-nucleotide messenger RNA. Its product is annotated as zinc finger protein 239-like. Gene Ontology annotation, molecular function: RNA polymerase II cis-regulatory region sequence-specific DNA binding; DNA-binding transcription factor activity, RNA polymerase II-specific. The transcript is spliced from 2 exons. Lineage: Eukaryota; Metazoa; Chordata; Aves; Passeriformes; Paridae. The coding region runs from base 1 to 828 and encodes 275 amino acids. The record is from RefSeq and is a predicted model, not a curated record. Gene Ontology annotation, biological process: regulation of DNA-templated transcription.